Molecule: messenger RNA, 1861 nt
Organism: Cladophialophora immunda
Lineage: Eukaryota; Fungi; Ascomycota; Eurotiomycetes; Chaetothyriales; Herpotrichiellaceae
Exons: 1
Coding region: 169-1707 (512 amino acids)
Molecular function (GO): flavin adenine dinucleotide binding; N,N-dimethylaniline monooxygenase activity; NADP binding
Source: RefSeq, a predicted model, not a curated record
GGGAUGGACUCGAUACGAGUGUCGAUGGCGUGAUACAGCCACAAGGCCUGAAGGCAUCGGAGAUAGACCGGCCCGCGCAGAUCCGACGGAUCUUAGAACUUGAUUGUUGUUUGUUUCGAUUUUGGUGUCUUGGGUAUCGGUCAGUCAUAGGGGAGUGCCUUUUUCGCAAUGGGCGACGCAGGGCCAGCGUGGCCAGUGUCGCGGAUCGCCAUCAUAGGAGCAGGCCCAGUGGGAGUCUCGUGCGCCAAAUAUCUGCUUGCUGAAAAGGCGUUUGCGACCAUCGACAUCUACGAACAGCGCGGUCGCGUCGGGGGCAUCUGGAAUCUCUCCCUGCCAGACCGGUCGAAGCGAAUUCCCAUCCCGCAAGUCAAUCCGCGCUAUGGCCAACAAUCACCGCCAGAACAUCGAAAUCAAGGCGGUGGUAAGGGGACAGGCGACGCUCCAGAACCCUCGGACUCUCUGGAAUUUGAAUCGCCGCUCUACGACUAUCUCGAAACAAACAUCCCCAAGCAACUCAUGGCAUUCUCUGACAAGCCCUUUCCGGAAGAAGAGCCUUUGUUCCCCAGCCACGAGGCUGUGCUGAGGUAUCUGGACGACUAUGCGGAUGAGGUUAGAGGGUUGAUUCGAUUUAAUACGGCAGUUCAAGAUGUGCGGCCCAUUGAAGGUCGCGAGAACGGCCGCGAAAAAUGGGAUUUGACAGCGCAGGAUCUUACCACCAGAGAAGUGGUUAGAAAUGUCUACGACGCAGUGGUGGUGGCGAAUGGCCACUAUACCGUGCCUUAUGUGCCGGAUAUCAGAGGCGUUGCGGAUUGGAAUUCGGCGUACCCUGGAACCAUCAUCCACUCAAAGGCCUAUCGAAGACCAGAGAAUUACAGGGACAAGAAGGUCGUUGUGAUUGGGAACUCGGCUUCGGGCUUGGACAUUGCCGCACAGAUUGGAAAGUAUUGCCGAAAGCCGGUUCUGCUUUCGUCGAGAUCAGUGUCGGCUUUCGGGGUAUUGCCAGGUGGAGGAUAUCGGGAAGAUGUUGAUGAAAUUGUCGAGUUUCUGUCACCCGAGCAUGAGAUGUUCAGAGCAGUGAGAUUUAAGAGCGGACGGGUCGAGAAGGACAUCGAUGCCGUUGUAUUUGCGACCGGAUACUUCUACUCAUACCCAUUCCUCUCCAGUGUGUUGCCGCCUUUGGUCACGGACGGCUUCCGCGCAAGAGGCACAUACCAGCACCUAUUCAGCAUCAACCAUCUGACCCUGGCCUUUCCGGUCAUCAAUCUGAAGGUCAUUCCUUUCCCGCUGUCCCAGAAUCAGGCCGCAGUGGUGGCUCGCGUAUGGAGCGGCCGACUUGACUUGCCUUCAACAGCAGAGAUGCGAAACUGGGAGCAAGGGACGGUGGACCGUAAAGGGGAUGGCAAAUACUUCCAUGUCCAGAAGUUUCCGGAAGAUGCAGCGCAGAUCAACCAGCUCUAUGCAUGGGCGCUGCAAGCGAAAAAGAAGGAUGGCCUCGGCAACGAUGGCGCAGGGAAGCUGGGGACGAGAUGGGAUCAGAGACAAGUCUGGAUGAGGUCUAGAUUCCCUGACAUCAAGGCCGCAUACACAGAGAGAGGCGAGGCUCGAACCCGAGUGAAGAUAAUCGAGGAGCUAGGGUUUGAUUUCGCCAAGUGGCGUGAGCAGGCUGAGGGUAAAGACUUGGAGAUGUUUGAACGAGCUGGUUGUUGACGAGGAGGGGGACGGAGACUCGGUGUCUAUGAGAGACUCGGUCGAUUGCUUGCUGAGAGGCGGCACCUUCUACUGCAAGAACAACCCUCCGCUCUUCUCGUACAUCUUCCUCCCACGGUAGAUUUGGAUAGAAUUGAGAUACAGAAUCCCUUCA